AUGCUAAGCUGUUAUUCUCCCACUUUAUCCUAUUCAACGACUCAGGGCAUCCAGGGCGUCACCUAUCCGUCUACUUUUACCUUUACCACGAGCUCGCCCACCGUACCACAGUAUGACACAGGGAUGUCGUAUGUACCAUGGCAAAACACCACAUCAGCUACUAAUCCAUAUACAGCCCCUCCUCAAACACCGCAGACACAGACAGCACCACCACCUACACAAGCAUAUACCCCCUACCCACCAGAAACUCCGCAAACACAGACAGCGCCACCACCACCACCACCUACGCAAGGAUAUACCACCUAUCCUCCGCAAACUACCCCAAGUCCGGGUUAUGGCGCUGGUGGUCCCGCCUAUGCCACAGGAGGUGGCGCAUACCCAGCAGGUUCAGACUACACUCCUUCUCCUGCAAAUAUUGUCUACGAUGAUGUUAAUCCAAGUCAGCAGCUUGCCCAGGAGCUUUGCAACAUCACCCCAGAACAAUGGCGCACUGGACAAUUGGGUGAUUUGAGUAAUUGCCUGCACAAUUAUACCGUGGAUGUGUUCAUAAAGACUGAAGGGGUGAGUUUAUAUGUUUAGAA
Molecule: messenger RNA, 581 nt
Organism: Cylicostephanus goldi
Lineage: Eukaryota; Metazoa; Nematoda; Chromadorea; Rhabditida; Strongylidae
Source: the annotation of a GenBank genome assembly